Messenger RNA from Drosophila bipectinata, 1890 nucleotides. NCBI's taxonomy places the organism in Eukaryota, Metazoa, Arthropoda, Insecta, Diptera, Drosophilidae. The record is from RefSeq and is a predicted model, not a curated record.
AUGGUGGUGUGGAUGUGCCUGUGGAUGUGGGUGGCACAGGGACUGAACUGCAGCCAAAGGGCUAACAAGUGGCAUGGAGCCAGAGGACUCUCGUCUGCCCGGUCGUCUGGUCAGCGCGGCCAGACACUCGACUUGGCCCGGCUGGAGCUAUUCGAGCAUGAUUUUUGGUGUUAUCGCCACACUUUUUUCUUGUUGACCCAAUUGUUUGUUUAUCAACAGAAAUUUAUUUACAUUUUUCACGUCUGGUUGCUGAGUUUGGUGAGUCUCCAGCUGCCCAAUUUGGGAACUGGUUCUCGGAUUCUGGCUGCAUUUUUCUGUCCGGCCAGAAGUCACUUUAUGAUGACAAAUGCCAUUAUCCGGGAGCUGGUUAGACGUGGACACGAAGUGACUUUUGUAACGCCCGUUUCAAUGGGGAAAGAGGAUCUGGGUCCAAAUUACAAGGAGAUUUUAUUUGCCCCAUAUGAUAACUGGAGUGACAUAAGAGAAACGACUAAAAUAAGCAGUGCUAUGGAACUGACAGACCUGCCCAUAUUCGACUUUUUCCGAAUGGUAUAUACGAUGGGCAUUCACAAUACUAACUUCGCCUUUGAGCAGCCGGAGAUCCAGGCAGUCAUCAAUGAGAAAAACAAAGUUGGAAAGUACGACUUGCUGCUUACGGAACAGUUCUUCAACGAGGGAGCCCUUAUCCUGGGCCACCUGUACCAGAUACCCAUUGUUACCCUUUCCACCUCAGGGUAUGCCAACUAUUUGAGUCAGUUGGUGGGCAUUGUGUCCCCCUGGUCGUAUGUUCCCCAUAAAUGGAUGGCCUACACCGAUCGCAUGCCUUUUUGGGAGCGCGUUGGCAAUGCUUUUGUCAGCGGAUCUGAGGAUCUGUAUCGAGAGUUUAAAUACUACCCGGAACAGGAUGCCAUCCUACGCAAACACUUUUCCAAUUUAUUGGUCAGAGUUCCCACAAUCAAGGAGCUGGAACGGAAUAUUUCAGCUAUUUUGCUGAACACUUACCUGCCAUUGGCCUCUCCCAGACCCACGUCCUUCAACAUGAUUCAAGUAGGAGGUCUUCACAUUCAGCCUUCCAAAGGAUUGCCAAAGGAUCUGCAAGAGUUUCUUGAUGAAGCUACCCAUGGAGUUAUUUACUUUAGUUUGGGAUCCCAAGUGAGAAGCGCCGAGCUACCUCCUGAAAAGCUAAAAAUAUUUCUUGAUGUGUUCAGCAGCUUAAAGCAGCGAGUUUUAUGGAAGUUCGAGAAUGAGACAUUGCCAGAGCUGCCAUCCAAUGUGAAGGUUCACAAGUGGUUGCCACAGGGAGAUGUCUUGGCACAUCCUAACAUAAAAGUCUUUAUCGCCCAUGGAGGGCUUUUUGGGAUCCAAGAGGCAGUCUACCAUGGAGUACCAGUGCUCGGCAUGCCUGUUUAUGGCGACCAGUCUUUGAAUCUUCAAAGAGGAAAAAGCUUGGGAUUUGCACUUGUCCUAGACUACCGUCGUCUAUCAGAAGAUGAGCUGCGAUCCUCUCUCAUUGAGCUCCUUGAGAAUCCCAAGUACAGGAUCAAUAUGAACGAGGCCUCACGGGUGUACCGGAAUCGCCCUCUGAGUGCGAUGGACACUGCCAUCUACUGGAUAGAAUAUGUAAUUACCCAUCGAGGAGCACCACAUUUGGUGGCUUAUGGAGUUGACUUGGCUUGGUACCAAUUCUACUUAUUGGAUGUUAUUGGAUUGGUAGUUUUUAUUGGUUUCAUGACUAUAUUAGCUUUAAGAUUUUUUUGUCGGAAAUUGUUUUCAUUAAACUUGAAAAAAUCAAAGAAAACUUUAACGUGGCAAAAGAUUGGAAUAGUCCAGUGCCACCUUUUGGUUGCCCUCUUCUCGACCAUAAUGCCAACCGUGCGGCAUGCCCGGUGA